AUGAGAUAUUCAACUUUAGUUAUCAUUGCAGCUUCAUUGAGCGCUAUUUCAGCUUUACCAAUUAUUCCUGGUCAUUCACAAGGUCCUAAUGAUCCAAAUGCUCCUCGUGAUAUUUUAAAGAGAGAAGCUGAACCUGAAGCUUAUGAAGGUCAAUAUAAAGGUGGUAAGCCAGAUCCUCACACUAUUGGCAAAAGAGAAGCUGAAGCUGAAGCUAAUUUCCCUGCUGGGCAUCCAACAGAUCCACAUGUUCCUGAUGUUCCUCGUGGUAUUUUGAAAAGGGAAGCUGAAGCUGAAGCAGCCACCCCUGAGCACCAUCCAUCAACUGCAAACACUCCUGAUAUCCCUCGUGAUAUUUUGAAGAGAGAAGCUGAACCUGAAGCUUAUGAAGGUCAAUAUAAAGGUGGUAAAACCGAUCCUCACACCAUUGGUAAAAGAGAAGCUGAACCAGAAGCUGAAGCUUAUUGGGGACAAUAUAAGGGUGGUAAAACAGAUCCUCAUACUCUUGAAAAAAGAGAAGCUGAACCAGAAGCUGAAGCUUAUUGGGGACAAUAUAAAGGUGGUAAAACAGAUCCUCACACCCUUGAAAAAUGA
Molecule: messenger RNA, 591 nt
Organism: Hansenula anomala
Lineage: Eukaryota; Fungi; Ascomycota; Saccharomycetes; Phaffomycetales; Wickerhamomycetaceae
Exons: 1
Coding region: 1-591 (196 amino acids)
Source: RefSeq, a predicted model, not a curated record